Molecule: messenger RNA, 2405 nt
Organism: Rhopilema esculentum
Lineage: Eukaryota; Metazoa; Cnidaria; Scyphozoa; Rhizostomeae; Rhizostomatidae
Product: complement C2
Biological process (GO): proteolysis
Molecular function (GO): serine-type endopeptidase activity; protein binding
Source: RefSeq, a predicted model, not a curated record
CAUCCGCUCUGCCAUAACCGGAACUAAACAAAAUAACAGAACCUUAACCGGAAUACUUUUAACUUGUUACUGGAAGCUGAUAGGUAGCCAUCACUGCGAAGAUGGUGUGUUUAAAGGCCCCUCUCAUUGCUGCACUGCUUCUCGUUAUUGUAGAAGGAGAAAAAUGCAAGAAAGGAUAUUUCACGUGCAAAAGUGGCAAAUGCAUUCAAGAGAAUUACCAUUGUGAUAAGUUCCCCGACUGUGAUGAUAAUUCAGAUGAAGAAGGCUGCCAAAGAGUUUGCGGAAACAUUAAGAAACUGAGGAAAGGCAAAAUUGUUCAUAUUGGGAGCAAAACCAUCCAUGGAAUUUUGCCAGGAGGUCUCUCUAGAGCGACUUGCAGGAAAGGGUAUCGUCUUGUUGGAUCGAAAAAAAGAGUUUGUCAAGAGGAUGGGAACUGGAGCGGAUUUAAACCCAAAUGCAUUUCGAGGAAAAGUCGACGUGUUUAUUGCUCCGUACCAAAAACUUUGAAAAAUGGGAGAAUUAAUGGUAACAGCGUGGCAGAGUCUUCCAUAUUGAAUUAUGAGUGUGACAAAAACUUCGAAAUUACGGGACCAACAUCAAGAGUCUGUCAGUCAAAUGCGAGAUGGUCACAAGACGAUCCUUUUUGUGAACCAAAGUACUGUACACAUCCAGGAAAAAUUCCAAAUGGCGUUGCGUUGGGUUCCGUUCUUCUGGCAGGUUACUCACUCCGUUUUGUUUGUAAUCCUGGGUUCACUUUGGUUGGUGAAAAGACUAUCAAGUGUCAAAAGGGCGGCUCAUGGGAUGCCCUGCCACCCAGAUGCAUUUUAGAAGAUGAAGCACUGAAAGUGGAUGCACAAAGACUCAAGAAAACAUUCGUUAACAGGCUGAAGCUGCUUACUGUGGAUGGUCGAGGGAGAUCUGCCGGCUUCUCUUCAGCUGCUAGGGGCAUUGAUUUGAUAUUUCUGAUAGACGUCUCGGAUAGCGUUGGGCGAAAGAAUUUCGAAAGAUCCUUGGAUUUUGUUGAAAGUAUGGUUGAAUAUUUUGGAAUAUCAUCAAGCGAGAAAGGAACCCAUGUUGCCUUGAUUGUGUUUGCCAACGAAGCUAAAAUCAUUUUCAACCUCAAAGAUGAUCGGGUUUACGAAAAAAAAAUUGCCAAGGAGGAAUUAGCAAACCUUAAAUUUUCUGGUGGCGGUACUGGAACAAGACUGGCGCUUGAUACAGUUAGACUGAACGUCUUGCCACAGACGAGGAAAUUCGCUAAAAAGGUCCUGUUCCUUAUCACGGAUGGAAAUUACAACAUUGGAGGAGAUCCUGCACCAAAUGCGAAGGUUUUAAGAGAUGAUGGGGUCGAGAUUUUCACAGUUGGUGUGUCCGGCUUUGUUUCUAGAGAAGGCCUGGAGGAGCUUGCAUCCCUCCCUUUCCAAAGGCAUAUCUGGAUGAUCAAGGAUUACGAAAUGUUUGGUAAACUAAAGAAAUUGGUGAAUGAAAGCUUUGUUGAUUAUACAAGUUGUGGUCAAGGUGGCAAUACAAAGAGUAAAACACCUAAAAAGACGGCAGAUAUCACUGAUCACGGGGCUUGGCCUUGGGUUGUUACUGUAGAGGUUGAUGGAGAGACGCGAUGCGCAGGAAUUCUAGUGGACGCAAGCUGGGUUUUGACCGCAGCCUCCUGUUUGAAAUCCGCCAAACCAGCCAAUGUUUACAUAGUUGCAGGAUUGAAUAGCCGAAAUAAUUUCACUGGCUCCGAGCAAAGACGAGGAAUUAGAAAAUUUUUCAUAAGUCAACGGAAGGAUGCGUCAGCUCAUCUUGCCAUGCUGAAGGUCGAAAAGAAAGUAGAAUUGAACGAGUACGCUAGGACAGUGUGCUUCCCUGAUGAAUAUGACAACUUACUCAGUGUGAGACCUUUUAAAAAUGCAUUUGUUGUUGGUUGGGGAACUAAAGAAAACCCUUACUUGGAACAGAGACAAGGGUAUGUUGAAAUCAUUGGCAACACUAGAUGCAAGGAAGCCACGCGAAGAUUUAAAAUAACUGAAAAUCAUAUAUGUGUUAAGGCAGCUUCUUCAGGAGACGCGGCUUGUGCUGCGUCCGUGGGAAGCCCUCUAUUGAUCCAAAGAUCGCGUACUGUCGGAGGAAGACGGGCAAUUUAUUCGUGGUUUCUGGCGGGUGUUGUCCAGAAGAACCGCGGAUGCCAUGGCAGAAAGUUCACAGUGCUUACUAACAUAUACAAGGCCAAAACAUGGAUAGAAGAUGUCAUUAAGAAUGAAUGAGAAAAAGGGACAUUGUUUAAUAGCGAGGAAUUGUCGCCAAAGCAGUACGAUGUGUGUAAAAUUAGACUAGUGUAUUGAGCAUUAUAUUUUUCAGUUUAGAGUUUACUAUCAAAUGUCAACAGAAUGAUUAUUUUUAUCACU